Messenger RNA from Acipenser ruthenus (sterlet), 1604 nucleotides. RefSeq names its product stAR-related lipid transfer protein 13-like. NCBI's taxonomy places the organism in Eukaryota, Metazoa, Chordata, Actinopteri, Acipenseriformes, Acipenseridae. Gene Ontology annotation, biological process: actin cytoskeleton organization; regulation of Rho protein signal transduction. Bases 52 to 843 code for a protein of 263 amino acids. The record is from RefSeq and is a predicted model, not a curated record. Gene Ontology annotation, molecular function: lipid binding; GTPase activator activity. The transcript is spliced from 5 exons.
UUUUUUGUUCUGUUCUGAUGCAGGUCUAGCCAGAGGAAGCACAGUCUAGGGAUGCCAGACCAGAGAGACCUGACUGAGAACCUGGCUGCCUCUCAGGGGCUGGCGCACAUGGUAGCAGAGUCCUCUCGGCUCUUCCAGGUGCCAGAAUACUGGCUAUUCCAGAACGAGGACUCUUUCAGUGAUGAGAUGAGGCAGAGUGAAAGGGGGCAGUGUCCCACACAGAACAGCACGCAGGCUUACCUGCACGAUUCAAUGCAAAUCGUGCUGACGGAGGCCAGGGAUAAAUUCAAAGGCUGGACGACCUGUGUUGCCUCAGAACAAGUGGAGCUGGCUUUCAAAAAGGUAGAUGACGCACAUCCCUUGCGACUCUGGAAAGCAUCGGCCGAGAUCGAGGCGUCCCAGGGGGAGGUCCUCAAUCGAAUACUGAGGGAGCAGAACAUUUGGGACAAGAACUUCCAGCAGUCGAAGGUCAUUGAAGCCCUGGACAAACACACUGAGAUAUAUCACUAUACAACACAGAGCGCCGUGUCUCAGCCACCCCGAGACUACGUUGUGCAAAGGUCCUGGCAGGCUGACAUUCACACAGGAACCUGCGUUUUAGCUGCUGCCUCUGUGGAGCACGCUGGCGCCAUGUGUGAGGGGAUCAGAGGAGAGGUGAUGGCGUGCCAGUACCUGAUCCAGACCACGGGACUGCGGAAAACCAGGCUGACUCACAUCUGCAGAACAGACUCCAGGGGACGAACCCCAGAGUGGUACAAUAAAGUGUUUGGACACCAGCAUGCUGCAGAGCUGCUCCGGAUACAAGACUCCUUCAAACCCGAAAUGAAAGAGACAAAAAUCUAACCUUCCUCUGUGGAGGACAAUGGACAAACAAACAAACACAACACAGGCACUUUAACAACGUUAGCAAACCAGGAUGAGGAACUCUGCCAGCCCAAAUAAAGAGGGAUGAAGGGCUUCUUCAGAACUCAGUCCUACAGUAAUAUAGACUUCUGUGUCUGGGCUCACAAUGACGAUUGUUUGAUGAACUGAUAAGUGUAUCCAGUGGCUAUGCAUGAUCAACCCUGAGAAUGAAGGCCCAGAGCACGAGCACACUCAGGCUCUUAGACUGCAUUCAGUUCAGCUGCAUGAGGUCCAUUCUGCAGCGCUCUGAACCCCCAGGCUCUUAUUCUGCAUUCAGUUCAGCUGCAUGAGGUCCAUUCUGCAGCGCUCUGAACCCCCAGGCUCUUACACUGCAUUAAUUUCACCUGCAUGAUGUUUAAAUCUACCUCUUUGAGGAAAUACCUAAUAUAAAUAGAUUCUAGACACAUAUACAAUAUAGCAGCAGGGGGGGGGCACUGCUGUUGUACCCUUGAGCAAGGUACUUUACCUAGAUUGCUCCAGUAAAAAUCCAGCUGUAUAAAUGGGUAAUUGUAUGUAAAAAUAAUGUGAUAUCUUGUAACAAUUGUAAGUCGCCCUGGAUAAGGGCAUCUGCUAAGAAUUGUAAUAAUCUGCUAAGAAUUGUAAUACAACAUAUAUUCAUAUAUAUAUAUAUAUAUAUAUAUCAAUGUAAAAAUAAACAAAUGUAAACAGAUUGAAAUGUAAGAAAUAGAAGGAUCACACUU